CGAACUCGAUACUAUAGUUACUAUGAGUAACGCGUUACCCAAUGGACCACGGUCGAUUCUAAAUGCACGAUUGGAAAAUAAAUAGGUACUUAAGUUAAAAUCGUAUUAACGAUGAACUUCUGUAAUGAUUUCCGCAAAAAAAUUCAAACAGUUCCGAAAUCAACGUCAAAAAAAAACAUGGUUUCAAAAAAUAAAAACUGAAAAACAAAGGGUGUUCGGUAAAGUAGAUUUGUACCAAAAUUGAAUAAAUAAAUAACAAUUUAAUUUAAAAUUAAAUAUUAAUCAAUGUAUUUCCAUAUUUGAUUCAGAGUAGGUAUGUGUAGAGUAUUUUCUAAUGUCAGGAGUAUCCUUAAACUAUAUUUGUUUUCAAAAUGUAUACAAAUAAUGAAUUAAUUAAUUUUAAUUAUUCCAAUAAAAUGAGUAAAUUACUAAUGUCAACAGGAUGUUAUGCCAAUUAACAAGAGGGCGGAACGAGAGCGACUGUGUAGAAGCAUAGAAGUUGGUAAGUAGCCGUACCAUAGACAAUUAAUUAUACCUGUUUACAUACAAUAGAUCGUGAAAAAAUAAAUUAUUAUUAUUAUUGUUAUUAUUAUUAUUAUUAAUAUUAUUAUUAUUAUUAUUAUUAUUAUUAUUAUUAUUAUUGUUAUUAUUAUUUAUCAUGUACAAGAUGAACUUCCAACUCCCGUAUGGCAUAUUGCCGUGUUAGCGAUCAUACAAUUUUUGUAUGAUAUUUUUCGGCAAAAGUAAUAUUUCUAGGUAUUGGUACUCGAAAUACUACAAAGUACUAAUACAAUCCGCUUUAACCCUUUGCUUAUCUUUAGUGUUCGACAACUAAUCUCUUUGAAAAUAUUUCAUGGAAUAAUCUUAUCAAAUAUUGUUGUCAAAGUUGUUUUAAUAACUAUUAACUUUAACAUCAUCGAUUUUUUUAUCUCUCAGUAGUCAGCAAAAACAUUAAAUAUUGUAAAAUUUUUGUAAAGUCGAAAUACUAUUCAGUGAAUUUAGUUGAAGUUCUUGAGUUCAUUAAACUUUUGGCUUCAUGCAGUAUACGAACGAUUUACGAGUUUUAUUUCAAAGUGUUCUUAUUAAUAUCGUUAGUAGAAAUGUUGUCAAGUAACAAAAAACUGUAUAACAUCGAUAAUAUAACUGCGUUAUACAUCAUAAAUAAACAAAUAUUUUGAAAAACAUUUUGGCUGUAGUAAUUGGAAAAAAAACAAUAUGACUGACGAGUUUAUCAGACAAGGAUUGACAACUUCAGUAGCUCAAAUAUGUUCGAACAUUGGUUGGCAUUCUAUGUCGAAUUCGACCCUACAAAUGAUGACAGAUAUUCUAUAUGAAUAUUUCAAAGAUCUAGCUCAAUCAGUUAAAAAAUUCUCAGAAAUCUGUGAGUUAUUAAAAAUAGAUAGUACCUAACAUUUAUAAUAGGUAUAUAAUCAUUCUGUUGUAUACCUACAUCUAUUAAGGAUAUUUUAUUUUUUAUUUAAAAAUGGACAACAUAAUUCUACCCAUUCAAAUUAAUUUGCUAACCAUAGUCAUUUAUACUGGCAUAGGUACAUUAAACUUAAUUAGGUAUACUAAAUGUUUUAAUUAAUUUUGUAUUUUACAUUUUUGAGAAAUUAUGUUUAAUUUAACUACUUGUGGCUAUAUCAUAGUUAUUAUUUUAUUUUUGUUAGCUGAUACUUUAAAUCCAGAUAUUGAUGAUGUUAACAUGGCAUUUCGAGAUAAAGAUGUGGUCAUACCAGAUUUAGUAAAAUAUUUGAAACAAGUUGGAUCUAUAGAAUUCCCUCAUCGAGUGCCUAAGUUUCCCGUACCAACAAAAUCCAAUUUAAAUAUAAUGAAACCAGGAAGUAGAGAAAUUGUUACCAGGCCCGUUUAUGUGCAUGAAAAUCUUCCAACAAUUUACCCUGAACCAUCUGGUAAGAUUUUUGAACAUCACUAAACCACUUUUUUUUUUUCAAAUUUCUGAUUCUUAAUUAAUACAAUAAAAACAAUAAUAAUAAUAAUAAUAAUAAUAAUAACAAUAAUAAUAAUUAUCAUUAAAAUAAAAAAAUAAUUUUAAAAAUUAAUAAAAUAGUUGUUAUUAUAUAUUAGGUACAGAUGAAAAAACAAUACAAAAUGAUAGAACCUUGAAUCAAAGUCAGAUACCACAUACAAGUACAUCUAUAGAAAUGAGUAACAAUUCAUUACUUGAAGAAUCUCAGGCUAAGGCAAUUGAAAGGUAGAUAUUAUCAAUAAAUAUAAUUGUUAACAUACAAAUUACUAUUUGUUCUUAAUACAACCAUUAAAAUGUCCAGCUAGUUUUACAAAUAUGUGACACAUUAUAAAUAAUUGUUUAGGUAAGAUUUGGGGCGUGGCACAUUCAUUGUUAUAGUCUAUUAUUAAACAAUUUAAAUAAAUAGCGAGUUAAACAGUCACAGGCAAUUACAUGUUAAUACUCAUCUUGCAAAUAUAAAUGUAUUAUUUCUUAAUGAUAUAGUAAUUUAAAGAAUAUAAUAAUAAAACUAUACUAAAUUAAUUUAUGAACAAAUAUAAGAAAAUAUAAUACAAAUAAGCAAAUUAGGUAUCAAAAAAAAUGUAUAAUGUAUAUUUUUAGUAGAUAUAAUAUACUUAGACUAGAUAAAUAAUUUGAAUUUGUUUUAAAAAUUUAAUUAUUUUUAAUCCAAUCAAGUUAUAAACAGUGUGCACAUUUAACAUUGUGACACAACCAUUCUCAUCCAGAAAAUAUUUCUAAAAAUUAGGUGACCAAAUCAGGAAUUGAACUUAAAUUUCACUUAUUAGGUGAUUGCUCUACCACUAUUUCCACUGAACUUAUACCAUUUGGGUUUAGGCAGUUGGUGAAGUAGGUACAGUUGAGGGGAUAAUGUGGAGCGUGCAAUGAGCUAAAUAUUGUAAAAGAUAUAAAAUAGCUAAAAGAUAUAAAGAUAUCUUUUUCUUCUGCUAAUAAUGGCAUAAACCAGAGUGUACAUUUUUUUUUUUUUUAAACCCUUAUUUAGUAUGUAGUACAGUGGUUUUCAAUCUUUUUUUUAUGACCCCUUCUUAAUUUAAAUCUGUACAAAUGGUCACUUACUAUUACUUAUUAUUUUUGUUGUAAACUUAGUACUUUUUUUUGUAUUUAUUCAAUUUUUUGCCAAUCUUGUUUUUAUUUUCUAUCAUUUUAACACCAUGUUAAUGCCACAUGUCAAUGUCAUAUAUUAUAAACUACUGUAAACCCAUAUAAAUGUUAUUAAAAAUAAAAAUACAGAUUUACAUCAUUAAAAAGACAAACAUAGUUUGUACAAUGGGUAGGCCAUUAUUGUAUAUAAGAAGGUAGAAUAUAGAAGGGAAUUUAAUGUAUAUCUGUAUGAAAUGGUUAAUCAUUGCUGAUAAAAAUUGAUUCUGAGAAGAAUUCGGUUACACAUAUUUCAAAAGGCUGUAAUAUUUACGAUUUUCUUCAAAAUGUGAUAUUAAAAUUAUUAUAAAAAAAAAAAACUAUUAAACUAAAUUUUCAAGCAUUUCUGUUUGGUCUAACAAUUUUAUCUGCCAAUUACCUACCAAAUAAAUAUUAUGUAAAAAUCUCGCAAAAUUAAAAUGUCUAUUACUUAAAUAAACUACUAUAAACUUAAAUAGUUUGAAAAUUGUAUCAUGUUUGUAAAGGCAAAUAUAAUUUUUCAGUCCAAAUUUCAAGUACUGAACAUUUUAAACUGAAUUAUAACAAAAUAUAAAAAUUAAAACUAAUACAUCAUUAUUUUUGUACAUUUUCCCCUUUUUCCUACAGUUUUCCCAAUUAUUAUAAAAACUGAUUGGAAUUGAAUAAAUGACCUCCAUAAAAUACCAACUAAAUAAAAUUCACUUUCAGAAAAAUUGAUACACUUGAUAUUUCAAAGAAAGAUUUCUGGUAGAUUUGUGUACAUAGCAGGCAAGGAUCCAUGGGAGAGAGGAUAUCACCCCCUCAUGCAUUUUUUAAAAUUAUUACUAACGAAAAAUACUUAUAAAAAUAUGUUUUACAUAAAAUAGCAACAUUUACUUUGUCUCGUAAUUUCUAAAUAAAUAAUUAGUCAUUUUUAAAUUUCAGGCUUGUUUUAAAUAUUUAUCUGAUUCUUAUUAUUCUGAUUAUCUGAUUGGGUAUUAUUGGAAAUUGUUCAAUCGCUAAUAAUAAAUUAUUAAUAGUCAUAGAAUAUGUUGGGAAGAAGCAAAACACACAUUAUCUUAUCUGUAUUUCAUAUUCCUUUCAUAGAUCAUUAAUUGUAUGAAUUUAUAGAAACAAUAUAAAUAAUUAGCUCCCAAUACAUGUUAAAUAGAAAAAAAGGCAAUUUAAUUUUUGAAAAUCCCCCCUCCCCCUUGGGUGACUUCUGGAUCUGCUACUAGUACAUAGUAUAUAUAUGUAUAAAAGAAAAAUAUCUACUAUGGAUCUAGUAGGUGUAAAUAAAACAAAAAUAUUAUUAAAAAUAAUGGAGAAUAAUAAUAUUGUUUAAAUCAAAAAUAAUGGUACAAAAUUAUAAAACUGCCAUUAGCUGACUAUAUUUAAAUAAUGCUUUAGUGUACUUACUCUAAAAAUUAAGUUAAUUUGUCUAAUUUAUUUAAUCUUAUAUUUACAUACUAUUACUGAUACAAUUUAAAUUCAAUAUAUGGCCCUACUAAUUUAUGGUAAAAUACAUUUUUAUAAAAAAAUUUGUUUUCAAGUCUUGGAUUUUUCAUAAUAAUAUUGGAUUUACUUCCCUCUUUUUUAAUUUACUUACAUGCUAUAAAACUUUGAUUAUUUAUAUGAAUAGGUACAUUGAAGCAAAACAUAUUUCACAGUAUUUAUGAUGUAUUCUAUUAGAGUCUAAUUAACAAAUAUGAAAUCACCAUUGGUUACUGUAAAUAUUUAAAGUUAUUUCAACAUUUUGUUCUGUUUGUUAUAUCUUAUAUUUAUUAAAAUAAUAAUAGAACACUGAAUAAUAUUAUGAAAUAACACAAUGACUUCACGUACCAAUCCCUUAUACAAUUUAAAAACUAAUUAUAAUAUGUUUUUCAUUUUUUCAGACCAUUAGAUGACAACAAAGUAACUCAUAGGCGACUUAGAGAAAUUUCCAGUGUUGUUAUGACAACAUCUGGAUUUCUUUCACCAUCUCGAGAAGGAAAAUUACCAGAAUCAAGAUUAUUGCCAUUUCCUAAUUUUAAAGUAAACUCACUGAAACCUACAUCUUCGGCUUAUCCUAUAAUUCCACCUGAAGUUAAAGGUGAAUCACAUCGCCCCAAGAAGUUGUCUCAAAAACCCAUAAAUAAUGUCAAAGAAAAGGGAAAAAAUAUUAUUGAAAAAAUCAAUACACCACCUAACAUUACUAAACCUAAAAUAGAUAAUCCUAAAAUUAAAAAAUUGGCUAGUAUGAAAGAAACAUCAAAACUUAAAGUGUUGAAAACUGGAGCUAUCCGUGAGUCUAAUCAAGGACCUCGUCUCAAGAAACCUCCAAAGAUCAAAGAUAAAUCAAAAUUAAGUUUACUAAAUACUAUAUUUGAUAAACCUGUUCAAAUGUCUUCACAUUCUAAAUAUUUUCCAAAUGCUAUGUUGAACACUGAAAAACUAACAACAGAACCUGAUAAACAAAAAUUGAAUAUUUUCAAAAAAAUACCCAAGGUAAAAGAAGACAACUUUGGACACCAGAUUUCUAAAUCUACGAAUAGCUUAAAUAUUUCCAGAUAUAGUUCAACUAUUGUCAGUUCAGACCUUUUGGUUAAACCAGAAAUUGUUGAACAAAAAUCAGUUUUACCAAUAUCUACAAAACCAAUUUUACCAGUGUCUACAAAACCGAUUUUACCAGUGCCCACCAAAUUGAUUGAAAAACCAAUUGAACAAAUUAUUGAAGAAAAAAAUGAUGAAUAUGAUAAUUUACAUAAAUGUAAGGAUGAAUUGAAACCAGAAUUGAAUUCCAAUGUACCUAAGAAACGAAAAAAAAAACAAAGCACAAAGGGUGAUAUUAUUCCAAUUAUUGAUGCGACAAAUAAUCAUAAUGAAAACAAAAAAAGUAAAACCAAACAUUCUUCUGAUAGUAUGUAUUCAUCUCCAAUGAAAUUUUCAUUUUUUGGACCACCUGGUAUACUGCCAACUGAACCUAGUUUGUUACCUCCAUCUUUGGCAUCAAAUCCAUUGAUUCCAAAAUAUAUUCCUCCUAUUAAUGUUUUACCGAAAUUGGAAAAAGAAAGUAUCAUACAGCCUUUGAUGUAUUUGCAUUUGCCGGGCGAAGAUGAAAUUGUAAAAUCUGAGUUUGAUGAGUUAUUAUCGCCUAAAAAAAAGAUAUCAACAGAAAUGAUCAAAGUAAAUUUUUAGGUGAAGUUUAUUAAUUAUAAUUUUUUUUAAUAUAAUUUCAUUAUUUAUUUUAGACAAAGAAAGAGCAUAAAAAAAUUAAAAAAAACAAGAUAAAAUCAAAAAAGAAAAAAGAUAAAAAAGAUAAAUCAAAGCAAAAAGACCGUAGUGAAAGAAAAAAAGAAAAAUUAUUAAAAAAAUUGAAAAACAAGGAAAAAGCAAAAUCUGAAGAAUCUAAACAGAGCCCUCCCAAUUUAGAGGUUAAAUAGUGACUUCUUAAAAUCAUUCAGAAAUGAUAGUUUUAAUAAAUUUAAUUAAAUUUAAAACUGUAAUUCUAUUCUAGUUUAUUUAUUUUUAUAUUAAUACCAUUCAGUAAAUUUGGCAAAAUUAAAAAAUAUAUAUAUUUUUUAAGUAUUGGCAUUUAAUUAAUAUAAAUCAGUUAAUAUUUAGAGUUAAUAUAUUUAUUUAAUUUGAAGUUUAUGUUUUUAGGAAGAGAAGCCAUCUGUAAUCGACGAAUCAUUAAUUCCAAAAAUAAAGUUAAAGUUUGCUGGUUCAAAAGCUCAAAGUUCAUCUCCAUCUGUACAGCGUAAAAUGUGAGUAAAUCAAUAAUACAAUAUUUAAGUUGCAGUUUUAUUUAGAUGUGAAAUAUUCCAUAAAGAUACAUAAAUUGACAUUUUUUUUUUAAACUGCUAGGUGUAUAAAUAUGAAAUAAUAUAUAAACAAUAAAUAUAUAUGUACAUGAGCAUGUUUGGGGUUGUACCAACAAUGAGAUAGCCCUGAUCCUUAGCCUAAGUUAUUUAAACUAAAUCAUACAACUUCAAGUGUUCGAGGCUCUUUAUAUCUUGUUAGUUAUUAAGAAGUUUUUUUUAGUAGCUCCAUUGGUGUGCACUUCUAGUCAAUUUGCAUGUUCCUUAGCAAACUUCUUUUUGUUCUGGAUGGAUAAUAUUUUCAGAUCAUGGUGUAUAAUUUCAGUCCUAUUGAACAUACAUGCUGCUACACUUGUAUGAAGAGCGAUAUUUUGACACACAACCCUACAGCUGUAUGCCAUAAGUCCAAAUCAGUUUGAUAAGAACAACAUAAAGGAAAUGUUCAUGUUUGUUUUUGAAGUUUAGUGUUUAACUAGCUAGUACUAUUUUCACAUUUUUUUCUGCUGAAUGUGAUGUUUUCAAUUCAGACGAGUUAAGGUGCAUACCCAAGUUUUUAGCUGAAUCUUGAUGUGAAAUUAUUGUAUGAUCCAGUGAUAUUUGGAUAUUCACAGUUUUUAAUAAAGUAAUAAAGAUUUGAAUUUUCAAACAUCUCCAAUAAAACAUUUUAUCUGCAAGUUAUUAGUUGCGAGUGUACUGAUCCUUACUAGUUGUUAAAAUAAAAUGACAAUCAUCAAAAAUCAUACCAAUUAUUGAGUCCUUGUUAGUUGAGAUAGUGUAGAGCAAGUAAAGUAUAGGUCCUAGGACUACUAUACAGUACUCUAUUCACAGGUAUUGAAAUUUGUCCUGCUUCAACAAUGUCAUUAGUUGGAUUUUGUACUGUCUCAUUAAUGUUACAUGUUUUCAACCUUACUUACAAUUUUUGUUAUUAAACUUCGAUUUACUAAUUUUUGUUAAGACACUUAAGACUUCCAUCCAGAACAGAAACAUUUUUUAAUAUAAUUUUAUUAAAUACAUCAAGUCAAUUAGAAACUGUACUGUGUAUUGUUCUAUAAACAAAACGCAAUUUUAUUUAAAAAUAGGAAGUUAUUGACAUUUAUUUCCAUUAUUAUAAAUGGUCUCAAAAGGAUAAAUCUUCAUCAAAAUAAUAAACGAUUUAUAAUGUUUUUUUAAUUUGUUUAUAGUGUCAUCAAGCCAGUUAUUAAAAACAAAUCUCCCUUAAGUUUUUCUGAUGAACCACCAGUUUUAACUAAAGAAAAAUCGCCAGUGGAGCGUGUAAAAUCUUCAGUUACAAAAUCGAACAAAGAAAAAACGUCUGUUGGAUCAAUAUCAACUGUUUCAUUAACAACACCUAAUGAAGAAAAAACAAAAACCCCAUCAGAAAGUAAACCAAAGUCAAAAAAAAAAUCUACAGUUUCUCCCAGUUCAGUCCCAAAUAUUGGCAAUUCUUCUCCAUCCACUAGUACUGUAACAUCAAGUCAUAAACAUAAAGGAAAACCAAUUAAAAAAUCUAAAAAAACUACAGUUCAAAAGCAUCCUGCUUUCUACUUUGUGAGUAUAUAUAUAUAUGAUAUUUAUAACUGAUUUUUUUUUGGGUUAUUUAUUCAUAUUUAUGAAUACAGUUUUAUUUUAUGGAAUAAUAUAUGAAAUUACUAUAAGGUCUUAAGAUCUAAAUGCCUAUAAAAACUCAGUCACUAUAAUAUUUUAAAAAUUUGAUCAUAUUAAUAAAAAGAUAAUAUAAGUACUCUGUAAACAUUUUAAUUCUGUAAGAUCAUUUUAAACUACAUUACAUUUUCCCAUUUUUCAGAUGUUUCUCAAAUUUCUUCCUAAUUAUUAGGAAAAUUGCAUGGAAAAUAAAAAACAAUCCCAAUGUUCCAACUAUGGCUCUUGUAUUUUUUUGAUAGUAACAAGAUUUCUGGUAGAAAAGUUGUUCACUGACAAAAAAAAAAACCUAUAAUAAAAUAUGAUAAUUAUAUAAAAAGUAAUAUAAUCUAUAUCUACACAUUCUUAAAUCUUGGUGAAAAAAUGAUGUUAUAAUUUAUUUCUGUUCUAAAAAAUUGAAUAUUUUUUAGAACUGAUGAUAACUUAUAUGUAACACAUCCUAUGUAAUGAAAUAAAUUAUAUGUGUUAAAUAAUAAUGAUAACCCCUACUUAUCUUGUGAUCAACUGUACAUUAAGCGAGUUCAAAAUCUAUUUCUUUCUUUUGCAGCUUUCAAUUAAAAAUUGGACAUCCACUACAUGACUACAUCCACAUCUGCUCAAUUCUUGAUUUUCCCUUAUUAGCUUCUUCAUCCAUUAUUGCUGAAGUAUUCAUCUUCUUCCUUCUAAAUAGUACUCUCGAUGUCCUAAUUUAUUGACUUCUGCCUCUUUCCACAGUUCCUUCAAACUCUAUGAGAAGCUAUUUUUGGUUUUUCAAUAUGACCUGUCUUAUCUUUUAAAUACAAUCAAGUAAAUCAACCACUCUACAGAAUUUGUUAUUUUUCUAGGGAGGGGAUAUUGAAUUUAGAAAUUGUGUCAAUUGUUUAACCUGUCCCCAGGCUAAAUUAAUAAAGAUACAUUUCAAUUUAUAAUUUAAUCUGUCUUCUGCUAUACAAUUAUCAUUGAAAUUAAAUAACUAGGUAUACUAUAACUAGGUUCAUAUUAUUAUUCAUUUUUAUAUUAAAUUUUAACCUAAUGACUCAAGAUAUUUAAUUAUAUCAAAUAAAUUAAUAAUUAUUCCAUUUAUUUUUAAUUUGAACGUAGGAUGAAUCUGGUAAUCAAGUUUGGAUAUGUCCCACAUGUGGUAAACAAGAUGAUGGAAGUCCAAUGAUUGGAUGUGAUGGAUGUGAUGCGUGGUACCAUUGGUAGGUUAAAAUCAAUUUUAACAAUCAUUAUAAAAAAUGUAAAACUAUUUUGUUAUUUUUAAAAUAAAUUACAGGGUUUGUGUGGGCAUACAAUGCCCUCCAGAUUGUGCUGUGUGGUACUGUCCAACAUGUCUUUUGAAACGCUCUGAACGUAGUACAGUUUCUAAUGUACCAGUUGAAAAGGCAAAGCGGGGAAGACCAUUAAAAAAAAAAUCAAUUUCGUAAGACCUCCAACCUAAUUUGAUGUAUCUUUUUUUUCAAACUAAAUCGAAUUAAUUUUUUAUUGAACUUAGAGUUUAAAAAUUAAUUUAAAUUUAGAAAAUUUGGUAGGAGGUGUAACCAAGAGUUUUUUUGUUGGUUAUAAAAAUGGAAUAUGAUUUAUAUUGAUUGAUACACUUCAUUUUAUUCUGUUUUAUUUUUUGAAUUUUUUUGUACAAUUUUCUUCGGUUGUUUCUUUACAUAUAAAUAUAUAAUAUUACUUCAAUACUUUAGCUGGUCUGAAGUGAGUAUCCCUUCUUAAAUAUAUAUUUUAUUUAUAGACUAGUUAUAUUAAUGUCAUUAGUGAAUUUUAUUAUUUGGUUGCCAUGGCGAAUCAAUAAGCCAGUCAUAAUAAUGGGUUAUAGUGGAUUUUAUGGUUGGUUCCCAUGAUAAAUCAACAAAGCCUUUGGAAGCCAAAGGCUUUUUUUUAUGUACAAGAUUAAUAAUAUAUUUACUAAAUUUUUAUCAAAUUACCUCAGAACAAAUUGUACCUUGUUGCUUAUAGUCUUGAACAAAGGUAACUCCAUUCCUAGUUUUAAUUCAAAUUAUUUAAAUCAUCACCUAUAAUAUUUUAUUACCAAUAAAAUUUUACUUGUCAG
Cinara cedri is the source of this 10600-nucleotide messenger RNA. Lineage: Eukaryota; Metazoa; Arthropoda; Insecta; Hemiptera; Aphididae. The record is from the annotation of a GenBank genome assembly.